Erpetoichthys calabaricus (reedfish) is the source of this 13927-nucleotide messenger RNA. RefSeq names its product sphingosine-1-phosphate receptor 2 (gene s1pr2). The coding region runs from base 802 to 1911 and encodes 369 amino acids. The transcript is spliced from 2 exons. Gene Ontology annotation, biological process: sphingosine-1-phosphate receptor signaling pathway. The record is from RefSeq and is a predicted model, not a curated record. Gene Ontology annotation, cellular component: membrane. NCBI's taxonomy places the organism in Eukaryota, Metazoa, Chordata, Cladistia, Polypteriformes, Polypteridae. Gene Ontology annotation, molecular function: sphingosine-1-phosphate receptor activity.
AAAGAUUUGAUGGCAGCAUGCUGUUACUGCCCCUACUUCCUCUUCAUACUUUUCUUAAUUAUGCUUUGUAAGAAACUUCUCAUACAACGUGUGCUUUAUCUUCUCGCCCCCCCCCCCCCCCCCAUAUGUUAAAGCUGCUUGAACCCUGAGGUAUCUCAAGAUUAAAGAUAGCCAAACGCUGACACAUUUCCUUUAUGUAAAUUCCACUAGCAGUGCUUGUGGUGAUGCAGAAGUAACACCAGCAUUGUAAUGGGCUCUGCGGGGCUGGCUUGUCAGGAGAGGCAGUGAACCUAGACGGCCAAGUUAAGUAGAACCUGCUCUACCUGCUGCACCGUUCAGAAAAACACACACACACUCUCCAAAAAAAAAAAAGAAGAAGAAGAAGCCGGCGAUGAAAGACAGCUUUCUGCCGUAGUUCCUAUUUUCUCCGUCUUGUUUCUGCUGCGUUGUCAUCUGGGGAGCGCCGCUGUGAUUUUUACAAGCUGCCUGUCAGCGUUCAAGACGGGCUUUGAAGUGGAGGCGCGUCCCCCUUCGCUCUCUCUGUCUCCCUUUUUUUUUUUUUUUGUUUGUGGUCUGUGUUUUUGGAGAUGCCAUCCAGACUGACUGGAGACAAAUGGGCGACUUAGAUCUUCAGGUGAUGGAUUUAUGGACAGAACACCAUGAGAGGAUUAUUUUGGAUUUAUUUCACGUGCAUCUCCCCGGUCCAUCAUGCAAGUGAUCUUUCAUGGGGUUUCUGUCCUCCUUGGAUUCCAACAUGGAGAUGACUUCUUCCUACCGACCUGUUCUUCAAUCUGAUUUAUAAUGACUUUCUGCUGGGACACUUUUCUCCAGUGCCACACUCUCGCCAUGAUAAGCAAGUAUGAGCAGUAUUACAACAAGUCUGUUAUUUCUGUAUAUUAUGCCUAUGCCAAGAAUCUCUCGCAGAGUGACAUCAAUGAGAAGUCGAAGGAAAGCCUCUCAGUCAUGUCCAUCUUCUUCAUUUUGAUGUGCUGCAUUAUUAUUUUGGAGAACCUUUUGGUCCUGGCGGCCGUCUGCAGGAAUAAAAAAUUCCACUCUGCGAUGUUCUUCUUUAUUGGAAACUUGGCCUUUUCCGAUCUUCUGGCUGGAUCGGCCUACAUUGCAAACAUUUUGCUGUCUGGGAAGAGGACGUUUGAACUUGUACCCGUGGAGUGGUUUAUUCGGGAGGGUACCGCUUUCAUCACCCUUGCGGCUUCGAUUUUCAGCCUCCUGGCGAUUGCCAUUGAGCGGUUUACUGCGAUAACCAAGGUCAAAGUCUAUGGGAGCAACAAAAGCUGCCGCAUGUUCUUUCUAAUUGGAGCCUGCUGGGUGACUUCCAUAUUGAUCGGAUGCAUGCCCAUUAUAGGCUGGAACUGCAUUAAUAACCUCUCGGACUGCUCUUUUGUCCUCCCCUUAUACUCCAAAAGGUACAUUUUCUUUGUGGUCACCAUCUUCACGUUGAUCCUCUUCUCCAUUGUGGUUCUUUACGUACGCAUUUACCUGAUUGUGAAAUCCAGUCACCGGGAAACCACAGCUUCCCCAACCUACGCCUUGCUAAAGACGGUGACCAUCGUUCUCGGAGUCUUCAUUAUCUGCUGGCUGCCAGCCUUUACCAUCCUGCUGUUAGACGUUUCUUGUGCCAAGCUUUCCUGCCCAAUUCUCUCCAAGUCCAAGUAUUUUUUUGGCUUUGCCACACUGAACUGUGCCCUUAAUCCUGUAAUUUACACACUAAGGAGCAAAGACAUGAGGAGGGAAUUCCUGCGGGUCAUCUGCUGCUGGGGACUCUUUCACAGUGGACGAUCGACCGACUGCUGUAUGAUUCCUCUCAAAGGCUCCACCACGUUGGAACACUGCACGUUUAAGCACGAGCAGCCCACCACCCCGAUCAUGCAGGACUGCACCACGUUUGUAUAAUCACGUCAAGGCUGUGAAUCCCAAGCGGACUGCGUGUGCAGAUACAGUGUUAAGAUAACCAAAGACUGCAAAGAGAGCUCACGAGCAGAGCUUUACAGAGCUAUGGCGAACAAAAUGAGAUAAUAGAUAAUGAGGUGGGAGAGCUGCUUCAGUCACUGCGUGCUGAGGUACAUGGCAGGAAGCGGCCGAUAGAUAGGAAGCUGCGGUUGUGAAUUUUACAGCUAUCUGAAUCUGUGAAAAAAGAAAAAAAUAAUAAGUAAGCACCACGGUGUGUCUGAAUUUCACAGCAUCUACAUAAUCCCUGCAUGUGUCAGUAUAAGCAGACUUCGGUAUAGAAAAACCCAAAGGGUGUAAAAGAGGGGCGCGCGAAUGAAACUGAAUGUAUGACGUGUUAGCUGUUGGCAGAUCAGUGUCUUCCUUUGCCUUUCCUGGAGCUGUAUUAGCAGAUUUGUAUUUGCAAAGAAAUGUCAAAUUAUAAAGUAAACACGAGAAGGGGGGGGGGGGGGGUAAUCUACCGUUAGCAGGCUGAUGCUUCAGUGAUAUCGAUCCAGAAGAGAGAAUAUGCACUUAUAAUUUACGACUUGACCUCCUCUGGACCUCUCUACCUUUACCACCACUACGCCUGAAUUCCACAUUCCUCGCUAAAGAAUCGAAUUAACAGCAGCAGUCAUUGUACAGACAUUUGUUUUAGUUACAGCCAAGUGUUGAUACCGCGUAAAGUCAGGAAAAGAAAGCAAAAAAAAAAAAAAUAAAGUUCUGAUUUGGUCAGACAACAAAGGUUCUUCUGUAUUUAAACAGCGCAGGAGUCACAACCAUCAUAUAAGUAUUCACUUACUCAAAGCCUGUAGACUUGGGGGGUUUAUUGAGGUCAUAUGUAUUAGCAAGAGGGCCUUUAAAGUGUAAUGGUGGGCAGUGCGGAGGGCAUUGCUACCUCGCUGCAUUUACACCCCUGUUUGACUCCUUGUGUGGAGUUCACGUAUUCGUUUUGGCUUCAUUCUACAGUUGAAAGAUAUGUUUUAUGGUUAAUAAUCCUAAACUGACCUGGCGUGAAUGAAUGUGCGCCACUCAGUGAACGCAAUCGCAUUUAAGAGGGCUUCAACAAGCCAUGGCCUUUCUAUGUAUUGAUGAGCAUAAGGCAGAAAUCUGCAAAGCCUCCAUUAUGGGGCAGAGCAGGGCAGGGCAGACUCCCUAAUACCAAAUGAGUUUAAAGUUGGCCAAUUCACUUUUACCUAAAAAAAAAAAAUGUAAACAGACGUGGGGGGAAUGAGAAAUUUCCAAACAGAAACCAAAUUGACCAGCCUGGGAUUCCCACCCAGUCACCUGGCGCUGCGAGGACACCAACACUAACCACAGAUGUGCUCUGCAAUAGACUGGCAUCCUGUUAAGGGGCUGCCUGGCUCCUGCCUUGUGCAUAUCGCUGCCAGGAUAGGCUGUGGCUCACUGGUGCCCUAUGAAGGGAAAGCAGGCUCAGAAAAUGUAGGGAUCAGCGAAUAAUGUGCUUCAUGAGUGGAUGCCAUAAGAACUCGGAUAGUUAAGCAGCAUGUCUGUAGAUUUGUAUGUAUUUAGUAAAUUAUUAGAAUACAUGGCUUUUUAUGGAAAUAUUUUAAAACGUCCCACGGAAAAGUGAUAAACGGUUGUCUAACCAUCAACUUGGAAAAUGUUGAAAAAUGCCUGUAUGUGUGUAAGUGUGGAAAUCAAAUGUCAUGCAGAUCAUGUCCACUUAUUCUCCUGUAGUUUCUUAGGAUCAGUAAUUCUAUCUAUCUAUCUAUCUAUCUAUCUAUCUAUCUAUCUAUCUAUCUAUCUAUCUAUCUAUCUAUCUAUCUAUCUAUCUAUCUAUCCUGCCUACUAUACUAAAAUCUAUCUAUCUAUCUAUCUAUCUAUCUAUCUAUCUAUCUAUCUAUCUAUCUAUCUAUCUAUCUAUCUAUCUAUCUAUCUAUGUUAUCCUGCCUACUAUACUAAUAUCUGUCUACAGUAUCUAUCAUAUAGUGCCUGUCUAUCUAAAUCACAAUUCCACUUAUAUUUCAGUACCCACGCUACAGUGGCAGAGUGGGCCAAUUCACUCGUUUAAUUCCAGGGUUUUCCCAAAUGUGGACCUUUCACACAAAAUACACAAGAUCAGUUAGACCGUAACCGCACUGCGUUUUUGUUUUCCUAAUUUUGCCCUGUGUCCCCAAGUCUUUUCCUUUUGCAUGCUUCAGGAACACACACUGUUUUCUGUAACAUCCGAUGAAAAUGUCCAAAAUGGCCUGGUAAACCUGGCGGGUAGUACCGUCUUCCCCUUGCCUUAGAGCUUCUUUUGCUAACCUUUUGAAUGCCUUGAUGGGAUAUGUCUUUGCUUUAUUUGGCCUCUAAUGUUGAAAUGUUUUCUUGAGUGUGUAGCGAUAAUCUACACAUUGCAACCCUGUUUUUCUCAUAAUUUGUGUGCAGGUCCAAUUUGGGUCAAUGAGAGAAAACAAAAGUGCAGCUGGGAUGUGUCUUCACUUUUGCCAACAAAUGUGCGUUUUACUUACCCUCUAACUCCCACUCAAAUGUAUAUUUGUACUAAAAAGCUUUACAUAUAAAGUACUCAUAAACUGCCAUAUGCAAGACGCUCCAUUCAAAGGUUUUUUUUAAGUCGUUAGAAUGCAGCAUUGGGCUUAAUAACUUUAAUACCCCAUCUAGUCUUUGGCAACUGAGUUGCUAACAAUUCACCUUCAAAUUGCAAUUUCAUAUUAUUUCCACAACCUCUCCUUCUUACACUCAUUGAAGUCAAGGUUUUGCCCCCAUUGCUUUGUUACUUUAUGACAAAGGGCAGCAUGAGACACAGUGGUUAGCACCGCAGCCUCCCAGCUCAGUCCCUACCUGUGUGGAGUUUGCAUGUUCCCCCUUUGCCCGCCUGGAUGCCCCUCCUGUGUUCCAGUGAUGUGUAAAUGAUCUCAACAUGUGCCCCUUGUGAUUGAGUGUGGUCCGUGAGCGGACCCUGGGAUGGCAUGACUCUCUGUCCAGCCCUACAGAGUAUAAAAUGAACCAGUGGCCCUUGUGGAUUCACCGUAAGCACAGGCAGCCGUCCUCGUCUCUUCCGCCUCUUUUAGAGAGGCACAUUUUGCAUUUUAGAAUUGGCUUUCUCUUGAUUUUCAAAGCACUUAUUUCACUCUCCAUUAAAUGACCAGAGACGGCAGCACACGUUCUCAAUUUGCUCUUCGCUCUCCGGUAACGCUUAGUCUAUAUUUCUUUUUUUAUUUAAUGUACAGCACAGUUCUUUGUGGGUUUGCCAUGUCUCAGUGUGAUCAGGACCCUCCAGUGCUUAGGACCCAAUGUCUGUCAGAAACAUCAGCAUUGUGAAGAACAUGACACAUUUUGAACAAUCCUUUUUAAUUCUGUUUGGGUGAUAACACUGCAUAGAUUAUAAUUUGUAGGACAUUUUUGUCCGCACCCAGAAAACGGAGAGAACUCUGAUCAGAAUGUUUAAGGGUUCUACACUAAAAUGGCUUCCAAAAUAGAAGACACUGCCAAGUGAAAGGACCCCCUUCCUAGUGAAGCAAAACAAAACUUUAAAAACUUGACUCAGUAAAGCGAGCUACUUUAAUAAAAAAAAAAAGAAAAAAUCUAUUUACAAAAAUUCAUCUUUUUGAUAAAAUGGUAUCCCUUGUCUCCCCAUCCCACGUCCCUAAACUUAAGCGUGUUGUGUCAAUGGCUUGAUGGACGCUAUUUCGUAAAAGUGUCCACAGAGGGGGCAGCACAGCUUGUGGUUGAGGCCCACUCCCGGGAUGUCCUCUGUGACGACUCUGCAUGUUACCCCCCAUCAUUUCUUACUGUAGUCAGGAUUGUUGCCGGCUCUGAAUUGUCCCCUCUUGAGUCCGAAUACCCUGUUGUGGGCCAGCCUCCCUCCUAAGUUUGGUUCCUGCCUUGUAACCCAUCGCUCCUUGAAUGCUCUCUGAGACCCUGUCAUGAAAAAGUAGGCCUGUCAGGCAGGGUGUGGCGGGGUCUCUUUCCAUUUAUUUUAGGUGUUGGUGUGUAUACUCUGUAAAUAGAAGACAGUAUUGUAAGGACGCUAGGGGGACGUUGUUGUCCGAUUUUGUUACUUUCCCUACAUAUACCGUAGGUAGAUAUAAGCAAAGUGUUGUGAAAAUAUUUCCUUAGAGUUAGACAUCCCUGACUACUUUUCAAAGAGACGUCUGUGUGUCAGGGUGAAGCUCUGCAGACACAAUAACUUGAAAAUGAAUCACACAAUCCAGGUGAGACUUAACUUGUAUUGUUCACAGCUUACGAAUUUUGUGACAAAAUCGCCCCCAGUGGAUUUUCCACUACCUGUAUAACAAUUGGCGUAUGUCAUCGGGAAAGUAACUCGACGGCAUCCAAAUUUUGAAAUCACGGCUUUACUUUUGUAGAAAUGUAAUUUGAUCUUUUAUUUUUCCUUGUGUUUUCUUUUCUUGCGUACCUCCAAAGACAAUCUCAAAGUCACAAGCAAGGCAAGAAUGCUGAAGUGUUGCAACACUGCGGUGUCCUAAUCUCUGACAGACAUCACAGAGGUUAUCGGCAGGAUUCUUCAAAUUCCACAUCCCUAACAUCACAAUGACGAGAAGAUUCCAGAAACACAGAGUUAUAUUUGAGAGGAGAUAUUUAAAAAAGAUUUCACACGUUGAAUUAGCGACUUUCAUGAUCGUUUUUGUACUAGUGAAAGACACGGACCUAACUAAUUAUUUUAUUACCUAAAAUUUUUUGACUUUCCAGGACAUGUUAGAUCAUAAGCUUCUGAUGAAGACCAAGAUCAAGGUGCCAGUCCCAUUAGUUUGUUAGUAAUCACAUGACAGACAGACAUUAGCAUUUUACAGUUGUGCUUGAAAGUUUGUGAACCCUUUAGAAUUUUCUAGAUUUCUGCAUAAAUAUGACCUAAAACAUCAUCAGAUUUUCACUCAAGUCCUAAAAGUAGAUAAAGCGAAACCAGUUAAACAAAUGAGACAAAAAUAUUAUACUUGGUCAUUUAUUUAUUAAGGAAAAUGAUCGAAUAUUACAUAUUUGUGAGUGGCAAAAGUAUGUUUCAGUAUCAGUAUCUGGUGUGACCCCCCUUUGCAGCAAUAACUGCAACUGAACGUUUCCGGUGACUGUUGAUCAGUCCUGCACACCGGCUUGGAGGAAUUUGAGCCCAUUCCUCCAUACAGAACAGCUUCAACUCUGGGAUGUUGGUGGGUUUCCUCACAUUAACUGCUCACUUCAGGUCCUUCCACAACAUUUCGAUUGGAUUAAGGUCAGGACUUUGACUUGGCCAUUCCAAAAUAUUAACUUUAUUCUUCUUUAACCAUUCUUUGGUAGAACGACUUGUGUGCUUAGGGUCGUUGUCUUGCUGCAUGACCCAUCUUCUCUUGAGAUCCAGUUCAUGGACAGAUGUCCUGAUAUUUUCCUUUAGAAUUCUCUGAUAUAAUUCAGAAUUCAUUGCUCCAUCAAUGAAGGCAAGCCGUCCUGGCCCAGAUGCAGCAAAACAGGCCCAAACCAUGAUACUACCACCACCAUGUUUCACAGAUGGGAUAAGGUUCUUAUGCUGGAAUGCAGUGUUUUCCUUUCUCCAAACAUAAUGCUUCUCAUUUAAACCAAAAUGUUCUAUUUUGGUCUCAUCCGUCCACAAAACAUUCUUCCAAUAGCCUUCUGGUUUGUCCACGUGAUCUUUAGCAAACUGCAGACGAGCAGCAAUGUUUUUUGUUGGAGAGCAGUGGCUUUCUCCUUGCAACCCUGCCAUGCACACCAUUGUUGUUGAGUGUUCUUCUGAUGGUGGACUCAUGAACAUGAACAUUAGCCAAUGUGAGAGAGGCCUUCAGUUGCUUAGAAGUUACCCUGGGGUCCUUUGUGACCUCGCCGACUAUUACACACCUUGCUCUUAGAGUGAUCUUUGUUGGUUGACCAUUCCUGGGGAGGGUAACAAUGGUCUUGAAUUUCCUCCAUUUGUACACAAUCUGUCUGACUGUGGAUUGGUGGAGUCCAAACUCUUUAGAGAUGGUUUUGUAACCUUUUCCAGCCUGAUGAACAUCAACAACUCUUUUUCUGAGGUCUUCAGAAAUCUCCUUUGUUCAUGCCACGAUACACUUCCACAAACAUGUGUUGUGAAGAGCAGACUUUUCUAGAUCCCUGUUCUUUAAACAACACAGGGUGCCCACUCACACCUGAUUGUCAUCCCAUUGAUUGAAAACACCGGACUCGAAUCUCACCUUCAAACUAACUGCUAAUCCUAGAGGUCCACAUACUUUUGCCACUCACAAAUAUGUAAUAUUCAAUCAUUUUCCUCAAUAAAUAAAUGACCAAGUAUAAUAUUUUUGUCUUAUUUGUUUAACUGGCUUCUCUUUAUCAACUUUUAGGACUUGAGUGACAAUCUGAUGAUGUUUUAGGUCAUAUUUAUGCAGAGAUAUAGAAAAUUCUAAAGGGUUCACAAACUUCCAAGCACAACUGUAUAUAUACAGUAUGAGUCAAUGUGGGACGUGACACAUUCUUCCCGUAUCUGCAGAAGCGUUUUUUCAAGUUUUCAGAUGUGUGUUAAGUUAACUUUGAUGACUAAAUUGACUCCCCUCUCUAGGGAUAGUCCCUGAUACCUCCAGCGUGAGUCUCAGCCCACCACGGCCCUGUAGAUGAACUUGAGACCGUCGAGUUAAAGACAGCGAGUCUAUUCUAUGGUCUUCAGUACCCAAUCAAGUUCCUGUUGGUCAGUUUUGGGUUUUUUUUUUUUUGGACAGCAUAGCUUCUUUCUGCGAAGACUCAGACUGCUGCAGGCAGCUCGGCAGAAGGUUUCCUGUUUGUCUCAAGCAAAGCACCAAGCAGCUGCGUCAGGCUCUGUCAGUGCACCAGCCACGUCCCACCUGAUGCCUCCCCUCCACACGAUCUAGUCCGAUUCUUAUGGCAGGCUCUACCAAAACUACAUUUCCCAGUUUAGGAAUAAAUGUCCUAUACCCCGCGCACUUCCAAACCUGCUCUUUUGUUUAUCUUUGGACUCUAGAACUGAGGUCGCCAACUCCAGUCCUGGAAGACCCCCAGUGGCUGCUGGUUUUCAUUCUCACCAUUUUCUUAAUCAGUGACCUGUUUUUGCUGCUAAUUAACUUCUUUUGAAUUCAUUGUAAUUGACUUGUUCUUGAAGACCAGGACCCCUUAAUUGUUUCUCUUUUUCCUUAAUUAGCUGCCAAACAAUAAUGAGAUACAAAAUAAGCCAAAACAACUGGUGUCCAUCAUAUAAUAUCUUAAAAUAAAGAAAGAUGAAGGUCUCAGGAAUGUUGAUCCGCUCAGGUCACCUAAAACAUUUGACCAGAGCUCUUAGAAAAGAGAAUAUCAACAGUUUUCGUAAAUGUCUGCUAUUGCACAAUGAGAGCAGCAACGAGCCAUUGAAUUAAAGAACGGGUUUAAUGAACAUCAAGACUCGACGCCUAAUUAAGCAACUGGUUGGAGCUUGAGGCCCUGACUUAUAUUGGUCUUCUGUUGGCUCAUUCACUUCACACUUCAUUUCUGUUUAAGGAAAGCAAUGAAGCAAUUCAGAGGAGCAAAUCUUAAAAAGCUAGUCAAUUAAAAUGAAUUCACAAGAAGUUAAUUAGCAGCACAAACAGGGCACUGUUUGAAAACCAGCAGCCAUGGUGGUCCUCCAGGACCGGACUUGGUGACCCCUGAUCUAGAAUUUUUUGGUUGUUUUUCAGGAGCAAUAGCUUAAGAGCCAGCUCAACAGUGUGAGCUAGGAGGGCUGUCUCGUUAAAAUCCCCUCGAAUUUACUCGAUGCCUAUGUCUUCUCCAUGAUCUUCAGUAUGUGGCUGCAUUGUAAACGAUAUCAGAGAUGUCCCCUGUUUGAUUUAACUGCCUUCAGCCCAUUCCACUGAAGCUUUAGGCCCGUUCACUUCAGCUUUGGACAAGGAGGUACAAUGGCGUACAGCAGGGACAAACACCAGCAGUAGGGCCGAACCCCCCCCCCCCCCCCCCCCCCCAAACCCCCAAACUCGCACACAAUGCAUUAAAAGAAGAUUCACCUCAUUGUUGUCACCCGGUUCACUUUCUGCCGUCAGUCUUUUCUGUUGUGUGACCGGUUACUUUCUAUUCCGUGGUGUAACCGACCGGUCACUUUGUAUUCCAAAUUGCGAUACUAAGAGACGUAACAUCUCAAAACCUAAGCCCGGUGAAUAUGAGAGACGCAAAAACACCGAAACAAAGUCGGGGAUACCAACGUGUUAGCUUUGUAUAGUUGGUUUAGGCAAAAAAAAAUGUCAGUCUUUACAGACAAGAGCUCAAAACAGAACUGAAGAACAAUGCAGAGCAGAGCUUUUAUAUGGCAGGUAGACAGGAAGGGGUGGGGCCAGUAAACCAGAAAUGACAUCAGAGGUGGAAGAGCAGAGGGAGGAUUAGAGCACAGCGCCCACCCCUGGCUUGGCAGGAGCUCACAGUUACUUGAGCCCCUCAGUUUUCUCCUACGUGCGCGUGUCUGACAAUACAAACAUCUCAAAUUUUGUUUUUUGAGGCAGGAAAAAAAAUUAAACUUAAUAUUUUGGACAAAGGUGUAACAUGGCUGAAAGUCUGGCUACUUCAGAGCGGGGCCUCAUGAAAUUUAUUGCAUGCAUUUUUUUCAUCAGUUCAGGGUCCUGGAGCCCGUCCACCACAGAGACAUGAAAUAUGUGAUUUUUCUAAACCAGGGGUGUCCAGGUCUGGUUCUGGAGGAUCACCGCAGCAGCUGCAGGUUUUUGUUCUAUCCAUGUUCUAAAUUGGUGACCCAUUUAUGCUGAUAUUUCACCUCUGCUGUCUUCAGUCUGACUGACUUGCAAUUUAAGCCUCGGACCCCCUUAAUUGCUUAAUGGCUGCCAGAUAAAAAUGAGAUAAUCUGUUUCUCUGUAAGCCCACUUCAUUAAUCCAUUUUAUGAUUCUGAUUGGCUGGAGCCUACAAUGAAGCCCCCCUCCACUUUGUGUGAUGAUGAUGAUGAUGAAGUGUAUAAGGAGGGUGCUGUGUGAAAUGUGAGCAUUGAUUGUGUGUGAUAAGAGUAUUAGAUUUUUGUCGCCCCAUCUUGGGCUGCUUCUUACAAGUGUAGCCCCUCUCCCCUGGCACAGAGUAUUCAUAGGGUCCUGUUUGUUUAUGGUGUAUACCUGCUUGGCGUGGUCUCAGCACAAUAAACAGGACAGAAAGCACUCAAUCAGUUUAUUGUUGCACACUUAGGUAUUGAAAUGAGCGCAUGCAUCACAUCCAUUCACUCACUUAGCUGCUUUGGGGGUCCUGAGGAGACAUGGCUGAAUGAAUUGUGUCUUAUUUCACUUAAACGCUUCACAGGGGCAAAGACUCUCCUGGCAACUUGAAGCUGAAGACCAGGUGCCAGUCAAUGGCAUAGCCCAGUCACACACACACACACACACACACCUACAGUUGUUCUCCCACAGGGCCACUUUGGAAUCGAAGGAUCUGUGAGGCAGCUGCACUAACCACUGCGUCACCAUGCUGCACUUCAAAUAUACAAAACCAGUUAUGUAAUGAGCCCUUUUUUUUUUUUUUGUUUCACUUCUACUGUGCCAGCGUCUGCAUGAAUUAAGAGAGCAGUCUUGAAGCACGUCAGCCAGGUUUGGCUGCCUCAUGAUGGCUGCCAGUCUUGAACCUUUUUAUGGUAUUGAGAGGGAUCUAAAAAAAUAAAAGUCCGGGGUCCUAGAAAUGGUUAAAUCAAUCAUCCAUGACAAAUGAGAUCUCCUCAAGGGUCUCUGUCAGACCCCAAUGCAUCAACACUAAAAUAAUCUUUUAGGCCGACUUGGGGACAAUGCUUCCUUCAAGUGUCACCUGUCCUGUAUCCAUUUGCCUUUUUUUUUUUUAAUUAUUUCUGCUCAGUUUUUCCUUCCAGCUUUGGCACCGACACUGUUAACUCUUUCCUACCCCCCAUAUGCAGAACCCCCCCCCCCCCCACACACACACACACACACACAUUUUGUUCUCAUUAACUCUGAAAGGCAGGCAGGACAUGAUGAUGUGCACCUACACAGCAGCCAGCCUUGACCUGUGGUGAUGGUUGGGGGGGGAGGGGGGUGUUGGGGGGUCACGCAUCUUGGAUUUUAAAAAAAAAAAAAAAACAAAACUGAUAUUUAGAAGCUGGUGAACAGAAUGGAGAGCAGGUUUGGCUCCACUUUACAGACUACAGGAAUUCCUGUGUUUUAUGUGCGGUUCCUGCUGUUUACAGGACUUAAGGUGACGUGGAUUCAAAUUUCCGGGAAGUUUGUGCUCCCCAGUUUGGACUUAAAUAUAACAAGGGUGGACGGGCCUGGCCUUGGCCAGAAAUGACGGCUGGAGGUGAUCACGAUUAGGAGCCGGGACUGCGUCUUGUUUAGCGCCACCUUUGGUUUUCUUUUCUUUUGUGUUUUUUUUUUUUUUUUUUGACUCUUCAGUGAGGGUCUCGCCGCUUUCUUCAUUAAGCCUCUUCAAAGCAGCAAGCGUCUAGUGAGCAGACACCAUUGUCUGGGGUGAAAUGUCGACACGGACUGCACCACCUCUGAACUGAUCCAAAGAACUGCACUCCUGUACAUUGUGCCAGAGCAAAACUCAACCAGAAACCCGCCGAAUUGGGUGCCAUCAGAGGGAACGGCCGGACCACACGGGUCCACUCCUGUUAUUUAACUUGCUACUCCGCAAUAUGCACGCCAUGCUUGUGUGUUUCCAUGCAAAGAGCGUCACACAAGUCACUAUGUCUGGUCAUGUUUGGUCACACAUGUCAUUAUGUCUGGCUGUGUUUGGUCACACACAUCACUAUUUCUGGCCGUGUUUGGUCACACACGUCAUUAUGUCCGACCGUGUUUGGUCACACACAUGUCAUUAUGUCUGGCUGUGUUUGGUCACACACGUCAUUAUGUCCGACCGUGUUUGGUCACACAUGUCAUUAUGUCUGGCUGUGUUUGGUCACACACAUGUCAUUAUGUCUGGCUGUGUUUGGUCACACACAUGUCAUUAUGUCUGGCUGUGUUUGGUCACACACAUCAUUAUUUCCGGCCGUGUUUGGUCACACACAUCAUUAUUUCCGGCCGUGUUUGGUCACACAUGUCAUUAUGUCUGGCCGUGUUUGGUCACACACGUCACUGUCUGGCCGUGUUUGGUCACACACGUCACUAUCUGGCCGUGUUUUGUCACACAUGUCAUUAUGUCCGGCUGUGUUUGGUCACACAUGUCAUUAUGUCCAGCUGUGUUUUGUCACACAUGUCAUUAUGUCUGGCCGUGUUUGGUCACACACGUCACUGUCUGGCCGUGUUUGGUCACACACGUCACUCUCUGGCCGUGUUUUGUCACACACGUCAUCAUGUUCGGCCGUGUUUGGUCACACACGUCACUAUGUCCAGCUGUGUUUGGUCACACACGUCACUCUGCCGAGUGCUGCUCAUACUAACCACACACUCCAUCCUCCCAGCUCCUAUUCUUAUUCUUCUUAUUAUUUUAUUUCGCAUUUCCUUUUGUCUUACAGCAGUGUUUUAUGGUGCCACAUUAAUGGCGUACACACUUGUAUGAGAGUAAAGGGAACGGUGUGGGAAAAAAACAAAAUCAACUAUUGUUUCCAAUGAAAAAAAUGCCAGCAUGACCUGAAAAGUGAAGGAUUUUUAAUAACAUGAACAAAUUUGCUCAUGGCUGUGGGAAAUGCUUUUUUUAUUUUCCUCAAACAGACGGGCGAAUGAGAGACGCUUGUACGGUGUAUAAACCCAUUUGUUUUAUUUUGCCUUGGGAGUCGACGUCAAAGCUCGGCCCACCGCUCUCCUUCUGGCUUAGCCCCCUUUUUCUUCCUGUGCAAUGGCGCCGUGUGUCGUGUCGUGUCCGCCUUGCGAAGCUACGCCGUGUAAUCCUGUGGAGGUCUCGUACGCCUUGUAACGUGUGAGUGUGUGUGUCCGUCCUGUGCCGCGUGUUUCUGUGUGCAAUAAUCUGUGUCAGUGUUCUGCACAAGUGGGCCAUCAUCGGUACAUUUAAGUAACUCAGCACUACUUUAUUUGUACGAAUUCAAGUACUGCUGUUUAGUUUUUUUCUUUCCUUUUUUUUAUUAAAAUGAUCCAAUGGUACUAAAAUAAACCCAACAAAAAAAAUAAC